AUGUGGAAGACCGCACAGGGGAGUAAGCCUUUUAUUACACUACUUGGAGAUCCUAAAGCCAUGCCCAUUUUGGCAUUUGGUGGCACCGCUCAUCAGUAUGGAACUCUUUACAGUGCCACUAUAGCCGUAGAGUCCGAAUAUUUUAUGGCCGUUAAUAUUAUUUUUAAGAAUACUGCACCAGGACCUAUUACGAAGAACCCGGGAGCUCAAGCAGUAGCAUUAAGAGUUAGUGGUGAUAAAGCAGCUUUCUAUAACUGCAAAAUGCUUGGAUUUCAAGACACAUUGUGUGAUGAUAACGGGCGCCACUUUUUCAAAAAUUGUUACAUUGAAGGCACUGUUGAUUUCAUUUUUGGAAAAGGAAGGUCACUUUAUUUGGAAUUACAAAUAAAUGUAAUAGAUAAUAAGGGAGUGACAUUCAUCACAGCACAUUCAAAGGAGAAGAAAUCAGACGUUGUUGGUUACUCAUUUGUGCAAUGCAAAAUAACCGGAAGUGCAUCCGGAGCAUAUCUGGGACGAGCAUGGAGAGCGAUGCCUGAGGUGGUCUUCUCUUAUACUGAAAUGGGUCGCGUUGUUAAUCCUCUUGGAUGGUCAAAUAAUAAUAAACCUGAGAGAGAAAGGACGGUUUUCUUUGCCGAAUACAAGAAUUCUGGACCUGGAUCAAAUUCUAAAAGACGUGUUAAAUUUGAUAAGCAGUUAACGGAUAAAGAAGCCAAAAACUUCCUUACCCUUGGUUAUAUUCAAGGUUCUAAAUGGUUGCUUCCACCUCCAAUAUAA
This is a messenger RNA of Manihot esculenta (cassava), 774 nucleotides long. Its product is annotated as putative pectinesterase 63. The record is from RefSeq and is a predicted model, not a curated record. The transcript has 4 exons. Gene Ontology annotation, biological process: cell wall modification. The coding region runs from base 1 to 774 and encodes 257 amino acids. Lineage: Eukaryota; Viridiplantae; Streptophyta; Magnoliopsida; Malpighiales; Euphorbiaceae. Gene Ontology annotation, molecular function: pectinesterase activity.